Molecule: messenger RNA, 5657 nt
Organism: Rhincodon typus (whale shark)
Lineage: Eukaryota; Metazoa; Chordata; Chondrichthyes; Orectolobiformes; Rhincodontidae
Gene: retreg3
Product: reticulophagy regulator family member 3
Exons: 6
Coding region: 1735-2769 (344 amino acids)
Biological process (GO): reticulophagy
Source: RefSeq, a predicted model, not a curated record
AACCAGGUCCAAUCAGGGAACUCUUAUUCCAUGAGAUCCAUUUGGCUGACCUUGUUCCAAUCACUACAGUAGCCAUAUCCAAGUGUUCUCAUCAAUUUCAUACUUCCCUUGGUAGGUUGCACUUUCAUAUUUGCCAACACUCACCCAGAGGAUGAAUCUGUUGCACUUCCCGUGCACUUAGAUUUGUACCUUUGUUAGCUCCAAAACAGUUAUAACUGAUCAAGUCUUUUCUCAACCUUUAGUCAAUGCAUUUAGAAUAAUUUGAAGAUUUUUUUGUGCACUUGUUUUUGAUUCCCCUUCUGUUGAAGAAGCUUAGUCACAACAAAAUUUAUAUUCAAAUUAUUACACCAUAGCAUUUUGGGGAUUGGGAUUAUGAAAGGGAACCUUGGCUUGGGCGGUGGUCAGUCCUGUGGGACAUAGUAGGAAUGUUUUGGAUGAAAUGUGUUUGGUGAUUGCCUUGUUUACAAUAAUCCAGUUUGUGUGAUUGUGAAAUUUCAUGAUUUUGCCAAAAAGCUGAUUGUAAAUACUGCUCUGCACAAAUUCAGAGAACAUUGCUUUUGUCAUAUCUUAUUCCGCAUGUUUCCUCUAGCACCCAUUCGAGCGAAUUUGCUGCUAACAUCUUUGAAGCUUAUAUGUUUCUGUUUAAUAGUUAACUUGUUCUAAACAAUUUGCUAAAAGUGUGUGGUCACUCAUCACUGAGCAACAUGUACCCUGAAGUAUUGCCAAUUUUCCCCAUCCUAUCAUGUAGCAAGGUGAUGUUCUCAAAGCUUGAUAUGUUUUCUGAUUCUAGUUUUCAUUUUAUAUCAAAAUAUUUUGUGUAAAUCUUCACAAUCAUUGAUUAGUCAUCAGACGCAUUUUAUUAUGUGUGAGGCCCUGGGACAAUGUGAGUUGUUGUGACACUCUCAAUUUUACUUGUAACAAGUAAAAGGGAAUUUUAAUGUAUUUGGUCUACCACUGAGCAUAUGUAAUAAGGUGGUAGAGGGUUGGAUGGUAAGGAGGUAAUUACUGGAAAUCUUUAUUUCAUAUUGCAGCCUUGAAAAUUCUAGUGACUGAGAAAUGUGGGUAACUAAGAUUCUAAAACUCCAGGUCUGGCAGCAUCUUUGGAGAGAGAAAAACAGGGUGAGUAUCACAGAGGUAAUGAACUGUUCCAACGAAGAGACAUUUUGAUCAUUUUGAAAAGAGGGCGUUUAAGUUGUGAGUGGAAAAUGACUCCUAUUGGAAUGGUUCAUUAUCUUUGCAACAUGAACUUUGUUUUCUCUAUCUGUAGAUACUGCCAGACCUGCUGAGCUUUCCCAGCAGCUUCUGUUUUUAUUUCAGAUCUUCAGCAUCUGUAGCAGUUUGAUUUUACUCAAAUAUUUGGUAUAGUAAACAUUGCUACAAUUUGAUUCUUGCCCAGAAUCAUCACUGGGGAAAGAAAUUAGACCCAACUCAUAAAUGGCUUGCAAGUAACUCCCAAGACAGUUCCCACAUCUCAGUCUGGGCCCAGAUUGGAAACAGUUCCCAUUUACCAGGAUAGUGAUGAUAUGUGGGGCACAAAGUAUUAGACAGAGUCCUUGAUCUUUGCUCUGCCGAGUUACUAUAGUUUGUUAUACUCGCCCUUCCUGUAUUUCAAAUGUGUUUGUAAGUGAUCUUUAGUUUUGAUGACAUUCUAACACACAUUAUGGUCAUUUCUUCCCGUGCAGCUGGGGCCUUGUUCACCCAAAACUACUUAGUGUUCCUGAACUUUGUCACAGAAUGGCAGACCUCUCUAUCAGUACAGAGAGGUUUUUGAAGAAUUUGUACCAUUUUAAAAAACAAAAUCCUGGUAAGUUUUGUCUUUUAGUGUGUGGUAUGUUCACAUUCCUGGCUGUAAUUGGACGCUACAUACCUGGUCUCUUCCUGUCCUACAUCAGCUUGAUUGGUAUACUGUUCUGGCCCCUGGCUAGUUAUCACCAACUGGGGCUAAAGAUUAGUGCCAGAAUUGAACCUGUGCUCAAGCGGCUGGAUUUCAGCAUGAAGGGAUACAUGUUGGCAAAACAGCAGGAAAGACAGUUACAUCGCCGAGCACCAGCUGUCAGAACUGCAGAUGAUGGAAGUGAUAGCGAAGCUGAAUUGGCUGCCUUCUGCCCAAAGCUUGAUGACUCCAUAAUUGCUAAGGAACUGGAAGUUUCAGAAUCUGAGCAUUCUGACACUGAGGUAUCAUAUGCUGACAAUGGAACUUUCAACUUAUCCCGAGGACAGACACCGAUAACAGAUGGCUCUGAAGAUCUUGAUCGUCAUAGUGACCCAGAGGAGUCAUUUGCAAGAGAUCUACCAGAAUUCCCAUCAAUAAACCCAAAUGUGGCUGGGUUGGAUGAUGAUGAUGAUGAUACCAGUCUGGGUAUUCCAACAGCUCCCUACCAAGCUUCGGCACAGGAAGACGUGAGCUUGUUUUCUGAUCAGGAGGAUAUUGAUGUAGAUAUAUCUCUCAGUGCGCUGCCAUUACCCCUGAAUUUCACAGGCAGCCAAGGUUUAACUCUGGCAGGGGCACUAGCCAGUAAUAUGAUGGCAGCUGCAUUAUCAGGAGCAGAUCAAGAGGUCCAAGUGGUGAGGGACAAUCCUCCAAAGUUUGCUUCACAGACCUGUCAUGAACACUCAGGUACAGAAAUGGACACUGAUGCAGAGGGGGAUGAUUUUGAACUGUUGGAUCAGUCAGAGCUGAAUCAAUAUGAGAAUAUCACUUCACAGGAUCGAGCCUCAAGGCAACAAUCAAAGUCAGGUUUCCUUUCAAACUUCCUCCGAAAACAGUAGGUUUGUGGGUGUUGGUGUUGCCAAAUUACAUCACACUGGACCCAGUAGAAAUUCAUUGGAAGGCAAGGUUUCCAUAAUCCUCUUGUUGCAAUCACACUGUCUGUUGUUCUUGCUGCUGUUGUGCAUAGUUUAAAAUAGUGAUUGCCUCAGUGGUUACUACUUCUUCCUCAUGGCGGACAGAAAUUCGCAGCUAAGAGAGAUGUAGAAUGCUGUCUGCCUCUGCAAGUUUGUUUGGUGCCCCUUCUAGUUCAUUUGGUUUGAAAUGUUAUCAUCCCAGAAAGGUUAUUGUAAGGGAUGAAGAAGCCAUCCUGCACAUCUGCACUUCCAAAAUUGUGUUAAUCAUCACUAAGUGUUGUUGAUUUUUGACUUGGCACAGUUACCAUUUUAGGGGAUAGAAGUUCUUUAUUCAUGAGGUAUUUUUGGUGGAUAUUACUUGUAGACUGCACCAUUUUUAUUCAUAGAAGUAUUUUCUGCGUUUCUGUUUCGAAAAGUGGAAACUAACCAACAAAUUUUGUCAGCAAGCAAGGUGUGGAGUUGGUGCAGGGUAAUCCAGUCAUCAUUUGAUUAGUUGAAUUCUAGAAAAUACCAUUUAGCACUUAGUGACAAUGAUUAGAGUUGUCCAAUAAAAAGACUUAAAAUCCACUCUCCAGCAUGUGUGAUGUAUUGAGCAACAAAAUUCAUCAUCGGCAGCAAUUAAUGUUGCUAUUGUUCAUUUGGGAUAGAAGGGCUGGAAAAAUUCCAGGAUUAAAGCUUUGAGCGUUAUCCUGCCAGAGACAAUAACUAAAUUGUUCAGAAGAAGAGGACGCUGAGGUUUUUGGGAACGUAUACAUAGAGUAAGCUUUGCCGUUCUAUUUAUCCAUCUCUGUACAGAAAAGUUCAUAAUAUAGCAAAACUGAACAGAUAAGGAAUAGACUAUUUAUGUAAUUGAGGCUUGGUUUCUAAAACCCUAGUGAGGUUUGAGUGAGGAGAUCUGUGGGAUUUUGUGUGUUCAUCUUUAACAUUGUAAAUUGAUUAAUUCUAGGCAAUGCAAUACUUUUUGAGUUUAACUUGAUUUUUAAAUACACUUUAGAUGCUGCAAACUUCUCCAUUUCAUUUUGCUUUUGAUUUCUGUGACCUUGCAGCUCUUUGCUGCAGUUACACUAUUUUUAAAUUCAUUUCAAUUUAAUUUUUUUCAAGCUGUUUCUUAAGAUCAGUACAUUCUACAGUUCUCAUUGGUGACCAGCUUUCCACUUCUAACUGUUAUGCCUAAAAUGUACAUGACCAGAAUUAAGGGUUCAAAAACAGCUGAGAUGAGUGUGGGUUGUAUGGCAUGAGCUAACACUGGGUACUGAUAGUAGAUUGAAAUACUUUUUGUGUGGAAUGUCCAAAGACUCAAGCUGUGAACAAGAAAGGGAGCUGUGUCUUUUGCCUGUUUUUAAGGGCAUCAGCGAUGUAACUAUAGUAAUGGAUUGGAUGGUGGAAGGAGCUGGGCUGGUUUACUGGACCUCUCUGACUCUGCAUUGAUGUAGCAUCUAUCAUUUUUCCAAUAGCUGAAAUCCAAAACUUGAUAAGUAUGGAAUUCAGUGUUAUACCUGUGUUAGUUAUCAGUGGAUAAUGCAGACAGUAUUCUGCUCCCAUUUAGAAUAUUUAGCUUCCCUGUAAGCAAAAGCAGUCUGACUGCAGCAAUUAAAAUGCAAUGUUACAUUUGCUUUCUUCCAUUUGCUCAAAUAGAGAAAGAAAAAGUAAAUAAAAUAUUUUAUGAAAUAGAAAUUUAACAUUGCACUGAGUGACAUCACAAUUUAAUGGAUUGGGAUGUGGUGUAACCCAAAACCAUGCACAAAUCGUUUUAAAGCUUAAAUUUUUUGAAUACAUGUUCAUUAUCUUUUAGAACUUUUUAAAAAAUGAAAUAUUUGAUAUUGUAAGGCAUUACUUUGUUCUGUUGUAGCUUUUUAGUGCAAAAUCAAAAUACUGCACAUCCUGGAAGUCUAAAGUAAAAACAAAUUGUUGGCAGCAGCAUGUCAGGCACCACUGGAGAACAGAACAAACAUUUCAGGUUCAUGACCUCCUUGUAUUACACUUUCUAAUAUUCUGCUCUACUUACGCACUUAUUGAGAGACUGAGUGAUAUUGUUAAUGUUAUACUGGGUUAGCAACUUGGCGAACAGGUAGCACAGGAAACACUCGCUUACUUACUACAACAGAAACUAAAUAACAUCCAUCAUUCUAAUUUACAGAUUAUUAAGUGCAGACACUAUUUUGGAAGUAAUCUGUCCUCCUUUUCAUCAGUGAGCUAGCCCUACGUGGAGUAAAUGCAAAUUUUAGGGCAAUGCAGCUGCUACAUGCACCAUACCUGUUGCAAGUGUUUUGGGCAAUGAUCCUUGGUCCAUUUUUCCCAGCAAAGUAAUUAUAGUCAUCACUAUUUAGACUGAGCCAGCUUUUUCCAUUGUAAAGGGGAAGUGUAUUUCACAGGAUUCCACUUGCAUCUGAAAUUGAAAGUGGCAAACAAUUGAUCCCUCAAAUCUUUGAAAAUUGUAUGAAAUUAUGUACAUAUUGAUCUGUUUAAAAACUUUUUAAAAAAUUUAGUGAUGAGCUUAAGCUUUGAGUUUUUUUUGAGAUGACAUCUCUCUGAGGACUCUGUGGUGUGUUUAAAACCUAUUGCAGCCUGAAUAUUUUCAUUAGAAGCCCAGACAGUUAGAACCGAUAGUUAAAUAAUGCAAAAUGCAUUUAACUGUUGUGAGAUAUGUAAACGUGUAUUUUUGAUGUUGUAUGAUCCUCAAUGUCACUUGUGUAUUUAAAUAUUUCAAAAUGUUAAUUUUCAGAGUUUAUAACUGACCUGAUUCAUUUGAAAGUUUUGUAGAAAAGUCAUUGUUUAUUUUUGAACCAUUCAUUAAAACAAAUUUCUAAAAAUAA